AUGUUGGUUCAGGAUCGUGUGGCUCCUAAGCCGCCAAAAUCUCGGAUCAAAGAACUCUCUGUUCACCAACACAGCCACCGAUUCGCUGAACCCAGAAACCUCGAUUUCUCGUCAUGGUUUUCCGACAAUGUCUACAGAAUCACCGUCCUCUUCCUCUUCGUCGUCACCGGCGCUGCUUUCUUCUUCCUCUACAACAUCACCGACACAGCUUCUCUCAUUUGCUUCCAGUCCCAAUCAACUCAAUCGAUCCAAUCUCUCACUCGUCCAUCGCCACCACCAAAUCGGAGGUUUAAUUCGAAGACGGAUUGA
This is a messenger RNA of Microthlaspi erraticum, 309 nucleotides long. Lineage: Eukaryota; Viridiplantae; Streptophyta; Magnoliopsida; Brassicales; Brassicaceae. The record is from the annotation of a GenBank genome assembly.